AUUAUGGGUUGGGAUAUGACGUCACUCCUGAGGUGUGGUAGUAUUUUCAAAAUGGAGGAUCUCUGUGCGGGGAACUUCGGUUGACUGCGGGUUUUCUUUGUCCCAGUCGCUGUCUGAAGCCUAUUUGCUGUUGAUGUAACUGUGGGACCCUAAAUCCAUAUAUCUUCUCUGUGAAUGAGGCUUUAUCGACGAAGUUUAAGGCUUUAAGGAUUCCAAACUGCGUCAUCAUUUUGUUGACUUUGGAGUUGGCUCACUGAUAGUUGCAAGUUUCUUCUCGGUAAGUGAAACUAUACAGCAGAAGCGAUAUGCCGCUCCUGGAUUUUAAGAAGAUCUUCAGCAUCCGACAGGAGCGGAAGAAACCUAAGUAUUACCAGCAUAUCAGACGAGAUGUGGACCCGAACGCGUUAUGGGAGACGAUCGGAGAACUCGGGGACGGUGCGUUCGGCAAAGUGUACAAGGUCAAGAACAAGGAAAAUGGAAACCUGGCUGCCGCCAAGAUCAUAGAAAUCAAGAAUGAGGAGGAACUGGAGGAUUACACUGUGGAGAUCGACAUUUUGUCGGAAUGCAGCCACCGACACGUGGUGGCUUUGGAUGAUGCCUACUUCCACGAUGGGAAACUAUGGAUGAUGAUUGAGUUCUGUGCAGGUGGUGCCUUAGACGACAUCAUGCUUGACCUGGACCACCCUCUGACGGAGCCUCAGAUCCGUGUGAUUUGCAGGCAGAUGUUGGAGGCGCUGGACUAUCUGCACACUCACCACAUCAUCCACAGGGACCUGAAGGCUGGCAAUGUACUACUCACACCUGAGGGUGAUAUCAAACUGGCUGACUUUGGGGUGUCUGCAAAGAACAGCAACACAAGACAGAAGAGGGACACCUUUAUUGGAACCCCUUACUGGAUGGCCCCAGAAGUGGUGUUGUGUGAGACAGUGAAGGACACCCCGUACGACUGCAAGGCUGACAUCUGGUCCCUGGGUAUCACCCUCAUCGAGUUUGCCCAGAUGGAGCCGCCCAACCACGAGAUGCACCCCAUGAGGGUUCUCAUCAAGAUCUCCAAGUCGGAGCCUCCGCAGCUGGAGGAUCCCGGCCGCUGGUCGCGGGAGUUCGCCGACUUCCUCAGGCAGUGCCUACAGAAGAUCCCUGAAGGAAGGCCUUCCGCUAGGGAGUUACUAACGCAUCCAUUUGUGAGGACUGCAGAAGAGAAGAAGCCGAUUCGAGACUUGGUGGCAGAGGCAAAGGCAGAGGUAGUAGAGGAGGUAGUAGAGGGGGAGAAUGACGAAGAGGAGGAGGAACCAACCACACCACGAGACUUGAACAAGAGUCGUGAGAGUCUCCAGAGCACAGAUAGCAAGAACUCAGAUGAAGCAACGGUUGGAGCUACAGAGAAGCCACUUGAAGAGAUCUCAGAGGAACCAGGGCCUGUAAAGAGAAAGAAACCAGCCCCUCCUCCUCCUCCUGUAUCAGAGGUUGUCAAACAAGCAGAUGAAGACAAGUCCUCUGAUGAAGGCAUUGGGACCAAUGGCAGCACUGAGAAACUUCCCGAUAUUGGUUCGGAGAUAGCGCUACCAAGUGUCAAUGAGACGCUGGUAGAGGAAAAAGAGGGGUCGGAAACUCCCGAUGCUGUUCUGGCACCACCAGAGGCAUUCCGUGACAACAGCAACACACCUGGCUCACCAAGCAAGGAGUCCAUAGAUGAGCAAACUAUAGAUUUCUCUCCAGAAUUUUCCGAUGUUGAAGAUCUGAAAGACAGUUCAGCAAGUGUGGCAAUGGACAUUGUGAAUGGACUCCUAGAAAUUGUACACACAGAGACACAGAAGCAGGAGGGGAACGGAUCUGAGGUUAGGGAUGAAGUUCCAGAAAGGGCAGAGAGUGAAAAAGAUUCAGUAACUGUUGGUGGCCUUGAGAAAGAUGCCUUACCAAAGCCAGUUUGUGUUGAAAAUGACAGUUCUGAAACCAAAGACCAUCAGUCCAGAACUGAACAUUUUGAGGAUGGUGUAGAGGAAAGUGCUUCGGCAGAAAUAGUUGUAAUAUUUCCCGACGAGAAAGUGCAGCGGCUAGGGGAUCAUCAAGAGGAUUCUCCGCACAGCAUGCCUUUGCCAUUGUCAGGAGUUCUGGAGCCACAAGAGGUACCUACGAGGCACAGAAGGCAGGGCUCUGGGGAUGCAAAAUCAGAGAACUCAGCUGACAGUGGUAGCAUCCACACCAUGGAUAACGAGGUUUCUGAAGCAAAGGUGGAGCCCUCAAAGAAAAGAAAAGAGUCAGAUGGAUUGGAUUUGGAAGAGAAGAGUAGGAGGAAGAAGACCAUUAAGAAGACACGUAAGAUCGAGAUCGACGGGCGCGUGGUGACCCAGACUCAGGUCAAGGAGGUCUACGACGAUGAUAAGGACAAGAAAGUGGAGCAGCUAUUGAGGAAACAGGACCUUCGUGAGUUGAAGCUGAUGCAGCGUCAGGAGCAGCGCAGCCAACAAGAGCUGCACGUCAAGAUCCGCCAGCAGAUCGACAACACAGAGAAGAGAUUUGAACAAGAAAUGAAUAACCUCACAAGGCGCUACGACACUGAGCUGGACACCCUGACCAAGCAGCAGAAACAGCAUGUGGAGAAACUGGAAGAGUCUCAGACAACCGAUGUCCGACUGGCCACCAAGAGAAUACGCCAGGAACAGGAGAAAGAGCUGAAGAAGUUCCGAGAAGAACUGAAGCUGGAACAGAAGGAGAUGAAGCUGGACGUGGAACGUCUGCCCAAUCAGCGCAAAGACGCCAUGAGGAGACGGAAGGAAGAACUAGAACUCAAACAGCAACAAAAGGAGCAAGACUUUGUGUCACGUCAGAACCAGGCUCUGGAGUUGGCUCUAAGGAAGAUGACAGACCAGCACAGGUUGGAGCUGGCUAAGGUGGAGAGGGAGUUCCUACAGCACAAACAGCAGCUGCUGAGGGCUCGCGAGGCAUCCGUGUGGGAACUUGAGGAGAAGCACCUUCAUGAGAGACACCAGGAGACCAAGCAGCACCAGAAGGACCAGUUUUUCCUCCAGAGACAGCAGCUACUCAAGAGGCAUGAGAAGGAAAUAGAGCAAGUGAAUAGAAUAAAUAACCGGGAACAGGAUGAGCUGGUAAGGCGGCACACCAGUGAGAAGAGACGUCUGCCCAAAAUCCAGCGGAGUGAAGGGAAAGUUCGAGAGCAAAUGUUCAAAAAGAGCUUGCGUAUCAGCAGCAUGAGCACACCACAGCAAGAUAAGGAGAAACUCAAACAGUUCCAGACACAGGAGACUAAGCGCAUGAAGGCUGAGCAGCAGAGGCAGGAGCAGAAGCACACCAAGCAGCUGGAGGAACUGCGCUCCAGACACGACGUCACUAUGCAGGAACUACAGCAGAUGCAGAACGAGAAGCGACACAUGCUGAUAGAGCACGAGACCCAGAAGUUGAAGGAAAUUGACGAGCAGCACCAGCGAGAGCUGCGCGAGUGGAGAGAGAAGCUGCGGCCACGCAAAAAGAAACUUGAGGACGAGUUUCAGCAUCAGCUGCAGGAGCAGGAACAGUUCUACUCCAUGGGAAACACGGACAAUGAGCCGGUCCCCUACUCCGUGAUGUCCACCCCAACAACAUUGUACUGACGCCCUGUGCUGUGUCCUUGAGAGGCCAAGCCAAAUUUUGCCUAUGUUGAUACUGUAUCAUUGUGGCCAUGUAAAAUACAUACUGUUCCAACCUGCACAGUUAAAAUGUAUGAUUUGGGUACAUCUGAAGCUAAAGCCUUCUUUCUAUGCAAAACCAGAUAUUUUGGUCACACACACAUUGUUUCAUAUCAACGCAUUCCUCAUCAGAAACUGACAUAGAAUUAAUUUAGCCUGGACUUGUGCUCCACAUGCCUGUUGUCAGAAAAACCUUCAGAUGUGCCUGAAAUAAUCACAAACAUUUCUUGAUUACCAGUCAAAAUGAUUAAAAAGUUAUGUAUAUGUUGAAAAACUUCAUGUCAAUUGCAUGUCAUGUACUAGUACAUUUAGUUUCAGGGGUUCGAAUUCACAAAGAAAUGUAUUCCAGUUACUAAUGCCUGGUGGUCAUAUUAACGUAUAGGUAUGAUCAACAAGAAAGUAGAUUUCAUCAAUGUAUAGUUCAUUACACAUGAUAUCCUAGCUAGAAAUAAUAUCUACUGGUAAAGAUGCUUUCCUACAAUACAUUACAAAGUUUGACAUAGUUUAAACAGGUAGUCCAUUAGAAUGUUACACGCAUGAAAGAGGUUACAGCACACUGGGCAACCAUUUUAGAUCUUUAUUUGGGUAGUAAUGGCACAAUACAGUAUGGUACACCAGGAUCACAACUCUUGGACAUCACAAAAACAGAAAGCUCUAAUUCAACCUUGUAGGACUAUACCAAUGGAUACCAACUUAUCUAUGAUAUACAUGUACCUUAACAAUGUAAAUGUUGAUAACAAGUAUUUUGACCCUUUGUAUUUACUGUACAUUGUAUGUCCCACAUCUACCCACUUCAUGAUCAAACACAGAACCAAUGGAAUGAAAAGCCCUUGCACAUGUAUUAUCCACUAGUUUAUCACAUAUAAUGAUCAUCAUAGUUAUUGUUCUUCCCUUAGUUUUAGGAUGGUAGUUGAGGCUAGCGACAACAAUUAGUUAACUUUGAAAUAAUAACAAUUGGACAACAAGUGUAUUAACAUUUCAAUGUGUAAGACUUGGUUGUAUACAUACUAUAGAAAGCAUGCAACAUUUCAAAAUGCUUGAAUAGAUGCUGCUGGAUAUACAUGUAUAAUGUGCAUCUUGAUGCAUUUCUUGAAUAAUUGUAUACUUGUUAUUUUCUGUGCAAAUUGUUGUUUUUUUAACCCAUUUUUCUUUUAGAUACUACAUUGUAUUUGUUUUCUCUAGACUAAAAUAUAAAGUGAAUACCAAGAAUAUUUAGUUGAAAAUGCAGAUGUUGAGAAAUAGGAUAUUUUUAUCAUGCUGUAUGAUGAGAUAAAUGUUAUCUAACAUACUUUGUGCUACAAUGCACAUACAUGUAUGUAGCAAUUAUCUGUGUAUUUAUAUAUAUGGUGUUGAUGGUCUCAAUUUAUUCAAGGUAUCCAAGAGAUUAUACUUGCUGUAAGCUCACGAUCACGCUGGAAGUGUAAUCUUGUAAGAUAAUGUAUUAAACAAGAGAAAACCCACUGUUGUAAGUAUGAAGCUUAAUUUACAGGUUGGAAGAUUUUAGGGUUUUAACAUACAUUUGAAAUCUAGGGCCAAAUUUAGGUCAUAGAAAUUGUCCAGAGUUGUGUAAAGGGAACUUUCAUUUUCUGUGCUUAGCAUAGAAGAAACUGGCUGUCGCUACACCAUUGUAAAAAGUUGUAAUUCUGCCAAGUAUUUGUAUGCCAUUUAGAAAAACCUUAGUCUCCAUCAAAGACAUCAGAUCUUUGAAUGCACAAAAAGCCAUAUUUGCAUCUCAGAUUCUUACAUGGAGGACCACUGUAAUGUUUUGGUAACCUAUUUGCAGAUUUGUCCAGCCAUCUCUUAUCCAAUGGAUGUAACUUGUAUCACAUCUGUGGGCUAUGUGCAGAACUAUAGCAGGCAUGCGAUGCAGGCUAGUGAUAUUAUCUCAGUCUAAUGUUGGAGUAUGUGUGCUAAUCUAGGCUUGCUAAAUGAAACAACUGAUAUAUUUUUGCCAGCACCAUCACUUUCUGAACUGGAUAUCAGGUCAUGUAUAUUAAAAACCAGGCUGAUUUGAAGUCUAGUGAAGACCCA
This is a messenger RNA of Branchiostoma floridae (Florida lancelet), 5711 nucleotides long. RefSeq names its product STE20-like serine/threonine-protein kinase. The record is from RefSeq and is a predicted model, not a curated record. NCBI's taxonomy places the organism in Eukaryota, Metazoa, Chordata, Leptocardii, Amphioxiformes, Branchiostomatidae. Gene Ontology annotation, molecular function: protein serine/threonine kinase activity; ATP binding. Gene Ontology annotation, biological process: protein phosphorylation.